This is a messenger RNA of Acanthopagrus latus (yellowfin seabream), 1428 nucleotides long. RefSeq names its product gap junction protein, alpha 11 (gene gja11). The transcript is spliced from 4 exons. The record is from RefSeq and is a predicted model, not a curated record. NCBI's taxonomy places the organism in Eukaryota, Metazoa, Chordata, Actinopteri, Spariformes, Sparidae. The coding region runs from base 180 to 1100 and encodes 306 amino acids. Gene Ontology annotation, biological process: cell communication. Gene Ontology annotation, cellular component: connexin complex.
GAAGGCUGCAGGCUCGAUGUUUUGGGAGUAAAAGGUCGGUGACGUGAAAGGAAACGAUAAAAAGAGCUGCUGCUUCUUCACUCUCUCCCAUCCUCGUCCUCCUGAGACAUCGCACUCCUCGUACUCCAAUUUUUCUCUUUGGAAUAGUUCAAUUGAAAGCAGGACAACUGGCGACUGAAAUGGGUGAAUGGGAUGUGCUGGCACGCCUGCUGGAUAAAGUGCAGACCCACUCCACGGUGAUCGGCAAGGUCUGGCUCACCACGCUGUUCGUCUUCCGCAUCCUGGUCCUGAGCGCAGGCGCCGAUAAGGUGUGGGGCGAUGAGCAAUCCGACUUUGUCUGCAACACCCAGCAGCCGGGCUGCGAGAACGUCUGCUACGACCUCGCCUUCCCCAUCUCUCACGUUCGCUUCUGGUUCCUGCAGAUUAUCGCUGUGGCCACCCCCAAGCUGCUUUACCUCGGUCACGUCCUGCACGUGAUCCACGCUGAGAAGAAGAUGAAGGAGAGGAUAAAGAAGCAGGCCGAGUUGGACGACCAGGCCAGUCUGUUCCUGAGGAGAGCCUUCAAAGUUCCCAAGUACACCAAGACCACUGGCAAGAUCAGCAUCCGAGGCGUUCUCCUCCGCAGUUACGUCCUCCAUCUUGUGGCCAAGAUUGUCCUGGAAGUCUUGUUCAUCGUCGGUCAGUACUUUCUUUACGGUUUCACCCUCCACACUCGCUACGUCUGCUCCCGCUCACCUUGCCCUCACAAGGUGGACUGCUUCCUGUCCAGGCCGACAGAGAAGUCGGUCAUCAUCUGGUUCAUGUUAGUGGCGGCGGUGGUCUCCCUCGUCCUCAGCCUGGUUGAGCUGUUCUAUCUGAUUGUGAAAGCGGUGAAGGAGUGCAUGGCGAGGAGGCAGGACUACACCGUGACCCCAGUGACACCGCCACUUUCAGGCAGGAAAGCUUUCAAAGGCUGCGACGAGAUGAUCCAGAACUGUGUCAACCUGGAGCUGGAGCUCCACGGGCGAAAGCUGGGGGUAAACGGGGUCACAGGCGGGGUCAACGACGCCGCUAAAAAUGCAUCGCCUGAGAACAACAACAUAGGGGAGGUCCACAUCUGACAUGUGGAGGCUGUAACAGGUUGUACUUGACCAAUUUUCCUGUGUUCCCGUAUUUGUGUUCCUUUGGCUGUGGGUGGGAAGGGAUGUGUUUGAGCAGUAAAUAAAGAAGAUGGGAGGGGAGUAACCAGCUUCUGUCAACACAACUCAGUCACAGGCAAAAUGUGACCAAAAUAACCAACCAUGUCUUCCUGCAGUUGACAGACCCAUCAAUUUAGAUUCUGUUUUGUUUUGUUUUUUGUAAUUGAUUUUACUAAGGGUACUUUUUUGUAAGGAUUUCAGAUAACGUUGUUGCAAUUUUGAUUCAAUAAACUUCUCACACUGUGGUUCA